Messenger RNA from Leptosia nina, 2553 nucleotides. The record is from the annotation of a GenBank genome assembly. NCBI's taxonomy places the organism in Eukaryota, Metazoa, Arthropoda, Insecta, Lepidoptera, Pieridae.
AUGCCACUCGGAAAAAAGAAAUAUGCUAAAAGGAAAAGGAAAAUAUGUGGUUCAGUGACACUGCCCAAAUAUCAAGUAAAGGCUACAACUGUAAAAAAUGUCAUCAGCGCUUCAGGACCUAGACUUAUCAAGAAACUUUAUGAUAAAAGUGGUAUAAAACGAAUAUAUUCUCCAUUCCAUAAAUUUGGUCAAAAAAGAGUAAGGCAAAUGGACAAAUCAAAAACAUCGUAUCCUCUGGGUCUCUCGCCAAAGGAGAAAAGUUAUUUGAUAUGCAGUUGCCAAGCGAGGUCCCAUAAGUACGCAAAAUUAAAACAAAAAGCCGCCGAAGCCAUUCAAGAAUCCAAAAUAUUUUCUAUACACGGCAGCUGCAACGCUGUAAGAAAAGCGUUAUUAGAACGAGGGUGGGUAGAAAAGCUGCCUCUGAAUCGUAUGAAUUUAACUAAAAUUCGCAAUGGCGUUUACUCAAAUAAAUGCGAAAUACAGUAUGAGCUUGAGAGGCUGCUGUUGUCAAAUUUUGUAGAAAAAUAUAACCCAAAUUUCGUAUGGCGAACGCGAGACGAAAGACGCGACACAACUAUAGACAUGACUAAAGAUUAUGCCAGGAUGAUUAAUAAAUUGGAAGUUGAUACCUUAUGGACGUCCAAACAAGGCCUCUGUUCUUCUAUGAAGAGAAAUUAUUGGUUUUAUAUAGAUGGCGUAGCAGAGGUGAACGGUCCACGGUCCUACAAUACACCAGAACCUGGUGAAAUUGAAGGGUUUAUAAAAGAUUAUAAAAUUACAGCUUGCACCAGUUUAUUAAAAUGGAUUCUCUCUAUGGUAGCAAAUGAGAGACCCAUAUUCAUAAAAAAUGGAAGAAUAUCUAUAAACGUAGUUGUUUUUGCACUGAAUAGAUGCAAAGAAUAUUUAUUUAGGAAACAAAAUAAAGACAUCGACCGAGAAUUAAAUGUCAUAAGCGAUGGGCAAUGGAACUCAUUUUUAAAAAAGUACUAUUGUAUCAUUGCAAAAGACGAAGUAUUUUGUACAGAUAGAAUUAAGAAAUUACCAUUAUACUUGAGCUACGCAAAAUAUUUGUUAAAGGAGAUUCAUAAAUAUAGGCCCCAGUUAAGUUGUGAAGGGUGUCAUAAUAUUUGGAUUAUAAAACCUGCUCACUGCUCUCGAGGAAGAGGCAUUAGGAUGGCAUCCAAGUUGGGUGUGAUUACCAAUUUACUAAACAAGGCAAACACGAAACAUGUUAUCCAAAAAUAUAUUGAAGAACCCUUGCUCAUACAUGACACAAAAUUCGAUAUCCGACAAUACUACUUAGUUACGAGCACGUAUCCUUUAACAAUAUGGAUGUAUAUGGAUUGUUACUUAAAAUUCAGUUCUCAGAGGUAUAGUCUUAAGAAUUAUCACGAAUCAAUCCAUCUUACAAAUAAUGCAGUGCAGAAGAAAUAUCACAAUUGCAAAGAACGCCACGCUGAGCUGCCAAAACAAAAUAUGUGGGAUUUAGAAAGAUAUAAGUGUUAUUUAAAAAGUAUCGGAAAAGACGAUGUAUGGAAUUUCAUUAUCUAUCCCGGAAUGAAAAAAUCGAUUAUUGGCAUCAUGUUGAGCUGUCAAGACUCGUUAUCCGUAUGCAAAAAUCGUUUCGAGUUAUAUGGCUGUGAUUUCAUUCUGGACAAAGAAUAUAAACCCUGGUUAAUUGAAAUCAAUUCAUGUCCCGACCUAAAUAGUACAACACAAGUCACGGCAAAGAUAUGUCCAGCCGUGGUGUCAGACAUAAUUAAAGUUGUUAUUGAUUACGCCAAUGAUUCAAAGGCACCAACGGGAGACUUUGAAUGUAUAUACAAGCAACUCAUGACACCUCCGAAAUAUGGCAAUGCAACGGAAUUAACAGUACGAGGGUACUCUCUUCCAAACGACUACUUCUAUAGAGGUGCUAUCGAACUCAAAGAAUCCUUUGACGACCCUGAAAUUGGAACGGAACAAGACGUAGAGGCAAUUCUCAAAAAGCUGAAGCGUUUCUACGACACAGAAGACACGGUUAUGGUACAACCUGAUGGUUCAACCCAUAAUCUUAAAAGGAAUGAUGAAGCAUGUACACACAGUACUUUAUCAGAAAAUGAAAUGAGUCCUGAAGCCGAUAUAACCAACCAGACAUCUGAAGAUCUUGAUGUUACAGAAAGUCUAAGUUCCAAGAAUAUUGGAAAGAUUGACGAAAAAUCUGCCAUCACUCGGGAUUCUGAAGUGGCAAUACAAAAUGUAUACAGUGUUACUGAUCUUGAGACAUUUCUGAAGCAAUCUGUGAGUCACUACUGCAGUUCCAGCUUAAAAUACUCGUUUAGCUUCAGUAAACUCGAUGAUGGACCUUACGGAAAGGCAAGUUAUAUUGAUUUUUACAAUCAUCAGAAGAAAACGCUCCUGUUAAAUCCAACAGUUGCAGAAACUUUGCUCCUAAAAAACAAGGUCCCCGAAGAAAACGACGUAUUCAAUCUUCAUCAAAACGACUCUAUGUUAUUAGCUGCAUCUAAACUAAUAUCCUUCAUAAAAGACAAAGAGAAAGAAUACCUAAAGUGA